Molecule: messenger RNA, 850 nt
Organism: Arachis stenosperma
Lineage: Eukaryota; Viridiplantae; Streptophyta; Magnoliopsida; Fabales; Fabaceae
Exons: 2
Coding region: 231-725 (164 amino acids)
Source: RefSeq, a predicted model, not a curated record
UGACACGUGUACCAAGGACUCCACAUUCUGCUACGUGGCUCCGGAAGCUUCUCUCUAUGCCGACAGCAAGUAAACUUGCUUUCUCUACCGCCUACAGCCUCAGAAAAUAUAAGCAAGGCACUAGGGAACCGCUUAUAGAGAAGGGCACGAAGCAAAGGAGGAUUACUUCCUUGGAGUAACAAUACAACUACCACUACUUUUCAGUUCUGAGCGCAAUUCCAUCAGCAAUCAUGGCUUUCAGGCCUACGAUGGGUCAAUGGAUAGCACUGUUAAGAGGAGCAAGCGGGGCUGCAUAUAGCACAAGGUCAACAGUGCCGAAGAUGAAGGCACAUGCUCCUUCGGCUGAUUAUGGAUACAUACACAAGCAACAGCAUAGGAAGACACCAAAAGGGGACUUCGUUCCGGUGUAUGUGGCGAUAGGGAUGAUAGCGUUGUCAACAGGGCUAGGCCUGCACACAGCAUGGCAGCAGCUGAGGAAUUCUCCAACGGUGCGUGUGAAGAAGCAGAGGAGGGAGACACUCCCUGAGGUGGUGGAGCCUGAGCACGUUGCUGAGGAAUCUGACCACUUCUUCAAGAGCUCCUUCUUCAGAAAAGUGGCUCACGUGCAGGAUCGUAGCUACCCUGAUAAGGAACUCAUUCCUGAUUCUAUCCGCAGAGAUGCUUAUGCUUAUAAGCCUCGUAUCGAAACUCUCAAGUCUGUUGGUGUUGAUCCAGCUCAUACGUGAUCAUCAACAUGUAGCCUUUGGUUUUGCUAUUUCCUUUUUAUGUUGCUUUAUAGUUCAUACAAAUAAUGCAAGGUAAAGUUGUAAAUAUUUCCUAGUGUCCAUGUCGAGCUUCUUGAAGAACUUCC